Molecule: messenger RNA, 1170 nt
Organism: Acytostelium subglobosum LB1
Lineage: Eukaryota; Evosea; Eumycetozoa; Acytosteliales; Acytosteliaceae
Exons: 6
Coding region: 1-1170 (389 amino acids)
Biological process (GO): positive regulation of autophagy; negative regulation of TORC1 signaling
Cellular component (GO): GATOR1 complex; vacuolar membrane
Molecular function (GO): GTPase activator activity
Source: RefSeq, a predicted model, not a curated record
AUGGAGGGACAGAUAAAGUGUAUAUUCUAUAGUGAGUUCCAUAAUACAUUCGGUACAAAGAUAUUCUAUCAAUAUCCAGAAGGGUUCAUAGCAAACGAUGUAUUUGAAGGUAUAGCAGAGUUCAUUAUACCAAAGCCAAAGCUGUGUGGCAAGGUGAUCACAUUGACAGCAUUCGAUUAUAAGAUAUUGGGAUUCCCAGUCUUGUUACAAGAUGUCAAGUAUCACAGGAAUGCUCUACUAUUCAACCUAGCAAUGGUCUUUGACAAACGAACAGAUACAACAAUCUAUCACAACAUCAUUCUAAAACUUGGUACCAAUCUAAUGGCAUUGGAGAUGGAAACAGAGUACUUGUUCAAUCAAACAAAGGUACGAGAUCAACCGGACAUGACAAAGAUAUUGGAGACAUUGUAUAUAGAGUUGAAUCAUUAUGGAGAGAGUACGAUAACAGUGGAUGACGCAAACACGAUUAAUGUAAAGUUGUUCCAGAAACCUGUUGAUCCACCAGAGAUAUUGGAUCACAUGGUACCAGUGUUGAUCGCCGAGAUCGACACUUCCAAUGCAUCUGAAUGGGACUUGACCCUCCUACAGAUACUACCAUACAUUGAUGGCGUCAACUACGUCAACCGAAUUGCUAAACUAUGUGAGAUCGAUACCAACUUGGUCAAGAGUUGUAUACAACAUUUGGUAUAUUAUGGCAUUGUAAAGAUGGUGGAUAUAUUCCAGUAUUCAAAUAUAUAUAAUCCAACACCUUUAAUACGUAAGCUGGCAAGUAAUCUGGAUAUGCAACGUGAAUGUACAGAAUUUAUUAAGUUGCCUGGAUCGGACAUCUGUGGCUUCGAGACCAUCUUCACACUCUACGCAUCAAUGAGCAAUGAUACACCAUUCAGAGAGUACUGUUCAGAGAAUGAAUUGACAUCAUUUGGUAUCGAUGAAAGGAGCUUCAUUAUAUUUGGAGUAAUCAAUGGGUUCUUGAGGAGGAAGCAAAAAUAUCCAAUACUUAACAACUUGAAGGCAUUGGAGAAGUUGGCCCCGAAUGACAAGAAGAGACUACUUGAUGGAAACAAGAGUAUGGAUGAAAUAUGUUGUAUCCUAUCAGUUGGUAUGGACUCUGUGGAGAGGUUGUUAAGCGAGAUUGCAGAGCCAGACUCAUUCACAAUUAUUUGGAAGUAA